Hyaloperonospora brassicae is the source of this 3726-nucleotide messenger RNA. NCBI's taxonomy places the organism in Eukaryota, Oomycota, Peronosporomycetes, Peronosporales, Peronosporaceae. The record is from the annotation of a GenBank genome assembly.
AUGAGCUACAGCGGUGGCGGCGGCGGCAGCUAUGGAGACCAGCGCGGCGGGUACGGGUCACGCAGUAGUGACCACGGCCGGGGGUACGACGACGUCAACCGUCCCGACGGUAGCAGCAGCAGCAGAGGGUACAGUGAUCACCGAGGAGGGGGGUACGAAAGUACCCGCGUCGAGCUCAGCUCCAACGCUGCAGCGUACAGUGCGCGAGCGUACGACGAUCGUGGCCGAGGGGAGUCGUACGCCAGUCGGGGCUACGACACAUCGGGUCACGACGCUCGCAGAGGUCACGGAGGCUCGUCGUACGCUUCGUAUGGCGGUAGUUCAGUGGGGUACGAUAACCGCGGGGGGUACGGUGCGGUGUCCUCUGGGGGGUACGAUCAAGUCCGCAGUGGGUACAGUGAGCGUGGAAGCUACAAAGGCGACGAUGGCAGCUACGGCGGUGGAGGGAGUUCUCGUGGAUAUUCGGCGGGCUAUGAUGAUCGUGGGUACGGAGGUGGCGCAGGAGGCGGUCGAGGGUACGCGAGCCGCAGUGAGCGCGGCUAUGGAGACACUGGUGGUGGCAGUCGCAGCGAGCGCAGCUACGGCGGCGCCAGUAGCGGAGUGAAAGAGGAACGUGGUUUUUAUGGCGGUAGUAACGACCGGGGGUACGGUGGUGGCGGAGAGCGCCGAGGAGGCGAUCGCGGCGGAGACCGUGGAGCAGAUCGUGGAGCAGAUCGUGGAGCAGAUCGUGGCUAUGGACGACGCAAUAAUGUUCCGGGGGAUGAUCGCCGUGGAGGAGAUCGUGGAGCAGGGGACCGUGGAUACGGCAGUGGUGGCCGAGGAGGUGGCCGCUUUGGUGGUGGAGGGGGCCGCGGUGGAGGACGGGGUGAGUCCGGCCCUGGUGUGGGGAAUGUCAACGGCUGUGGGUACGAAGCAAUUGGUGAUCCGUUGGCCGACCCUCGUCUUGAAGACAGCUGGAGUGGACGCGCUGGGGCACGCGAAGUGAGCGCCGAAGACCCAGAUCUCCAGCAGGAAUUUUUCAUUUGCCGUCGUCCCGGGUUUGCUCAAGGCGGCAAGUCGGUACAGCUGCAGGUCAAUUACUUCGGUGUGUCGCUGGAGUCAACUCCGGAUGAGAUUUUCAAGUAUCACGUGAACGUUGAGCGCUCUCCUGACCUGGUGGCGGAUUCGAAGUAUGGUCCGUCCGGCAGUGCCGCCGAGGGACAGAAGACUGAGGCUUCCGGUGAUGAGCCAAAGCAAGAACGAAAAGACGAGAAGGAAGGCAGCGACAACAAGGACGUAGAAAUGAGCGAUGCCUUAGCGCUUCCGAAGCGUGAGCAGCGCCCAGAGCGACCUCUUCCACGCUCUUUGGUGCGGAACGUGAUAAAUGCUGCUCUAAGGCAGUAUGAAGCUGACUUUGGAGGAAUUCGUGUUGUUCACGAUGGCAUGUCUGCCAUGUACGCGCCUGCGAUGCUGCCAUGGGACGCGCACUCUAAGACCUUUGCUGACGUUAACCCGGAUGGCCCUAGUCCGACACCGGCACCUGCACCAGCGGCCAGUGGUACUGAUGCACCACACCGCCCUUUCAGGGGUCCGCGUACAUUUGUGGUGAACAUGAAGCUCGCCGAGACGAUUUCCACGAGUUCGUUGACCGAUUAUUACUCAAACCCGGACGUGAACGUCAUGCCAGUUCUGCAAGCCUUGGAUGUGGCUGCGCGGCAUCUAGGGGCUCAGCGUCUGAUUACUGUGGGUCGCAAUUUCUUUUCUAUGAAGAAAACAUUCCCCCUAAAAGGCGGCAAAGAAUUGUGCUGGGGCUACCACCAGGCCAUCCGCGUUGCUGAUCGUAAAUUGCUUAUGAAUGUGGAUCAAGCUGCCACAGUAUUUUAUGCUCCAAAAGAGCUGCUGGAGCUCGUGCUGCCCGUGUUGAACGCCCGUUCGGUCAACGAUAUUCGCUCCUUGUCCGAGCGCGAUGGAAAAAACUUGGCGCGAGCUUUGCGGAAGAUUGAAGUCGUGCCUACCCACCGCAAAGACCGAAAACGUGCAAUUUUCGGAAUUAGUGCGCUUCCAGCCAACGAAACGAUCGUGAACAUCAAGGGUGAAUCAAUGUCCAUCGCCGACUAUUUCGGCAAGCGAUACAACGUAAAGCUAAGGUACCCGCAUCUACCGCUGGUGAACGUUGGCAGUAAACGACCGGGCAAAGAGAACUGGCUGCCAAUUGAACUGUGUGAGGUGGCGCCAGGACAGCGGUGCGCAAAUAUCAAUGAGCUGGAUACUGCAGAAAUUAUCAGGCAGACUAGCCAGCCUCCACGCGCUCGCCAAGAAACGAUCAUGGAUCAGGUGCGCCAGGCAGGAUUCGAGAACGACCCAUACCUGGCUGCCUUUGGGAUUAAGGUGGAACAGCGUCUCGAAACGGCGAAUGCUCGUGUGAUGGAUCCGCCUGACGUGCAGUAUGCGAAUGUAUCCGAGCGGCCAUCUGGAGGCCAAUGGAAUUUACGGGACAAGCGCUUUGUGGACGGUGCUACAAUGCGCAAUUGGGGAGUUGUCGUCAGCGCUAAUGUUGGAGAGCGUGACGUGCAGAGUUUUGUUCGGACACUAGUAGACAUGGCAGGCAAGAGUGGACUGACGAUUGAAGACAGCAAGCCGCAUACAGUUUACGUUGAUCAGCACCGUGGUGCGCAAGUUGAAGAGCUGAUGAAAAUAUGUUUUCAGGAGAUGGAGGCGCGCAACCAGGGCCCUCCGCAGCUCAUUAUGGUGAUCAAGCAGGAUAAAGGCGUUGGAUCGUACGGCGACAUUAAGCGUAUGUCCGACACAAUACUGGGAAUUCCUAGCCAGUGCAUUGUGUCAUCGAAUGUUCGCAGUGCGAAACCACAGUACUGCGCCAACGUCUGUCUGAAGAUCAACAUGAAGCUGAGUGGAAAGAAUUCGAUCUUGCGCGAGUCUUUACCGUUGGUGAGCGAUGCUCCGACUAUCAUUAUUGGCGCUGAUGUGGAGCACCCUCGUGCGGGCAUGGGCUCACGACCGUCUAUCGCUUCUGUUGUUGCUUCACUGGAUCGCUACUCGGCAAAGUACGUUGCUCGUGUCGCUGCGCAGAAGGCUUCUAGUGGCAUUCAGCUCUUGCCACAUAUGCUGCGCGACCUCUUUUUGGCGUACUACCGAAGCACUAGUCGAAAGCCAGAGCAUGUCAUCUACUAUCGUGAUGGUGUGAGCGAGGGCCAGUACUAUGACAUCUUGCAGACGGAGAUGCGUGCGCUUCGCAAGGCGUUCAAGAUGAUCUCUGACGAUUACAACCCACCUGUGACAUUCAUCAUCGUGAACAAGCGCCACCACAUGCGUGCUUUUCCUGUAAACCCGCGCGAAGCCGAUCGGAAGGGCAACGUGGUUCCUGGAACGGUGAUUGACUCUGGAAUCGUGGAUUCGCACCGCUUCGACUUCUUUUUGUACGGCCAUAGCGGCAUUCAAGGCACAAGCGUUCCCUGCCACUACACUGUACUGCACGACGAGAACAAACUGUCGGCGGAAGACGUGCAACGUCUGACGUACCAUCUUGGGUAUACGUUUGCUCGAUGCACUCGGUCGGUGUCGUUUGCCACGCCUGCUUACUACGCGCAUUUGGCUGCCGGUCGUGCGCGCUUUUUCCUUAAUGAGAGCUCAGAUGGUGCGUCUACGGUGGGAUCGCUCAACUCGAGCUCGUCCAAUUUCGACUUCACGGCGCUGCACAAUGACCUCAAGAAUUGCAUGUUUUUCAUCUAG